UUAAAAAUAUAAGCUUGGAAAUCCAACUUUUUUUAUCAAAGAGUUAAAACCCAGUUUUCAUUUUGCUCUGUUUCAGCUUCCUCUUUACCGAAUGGCUAUGGAACCAAACUUGAUUGUGCAAGAAUCAGACUUUGGGCCUGAUGGAGAUACUUCACUCAAGCACAAAUGGAAUUCGAUAUCAGAACCAACGACAGACCUUGAAAUGGAUUCCAGCUGCUUUGAUUGCAGCAUUUGCUUUGAUUCGGCAAAAGAUCCAGUAGUCACCCUUUGUGGUCACUUGUACUGCUGGCCCUGCAUUUACAAGUGGCUUCACAUCCGAACCUCUUCCCUCGAUGCCGACCACCGGCAACCGAAGAACUGUCCCGUCUGCAAGGCGAGCAUCUCUUCCGGUUCAUUGAUUCCCCUCUACGGUCACGGCACAUCUUCACAGUCUCAACGCAAGAAUCCCUAUUCAGACAUGGCCAUUCCCCAAAGGCCGUCUCCUACGUCGAACAUUACGGCCGCUUCGUCAUUGUUUCGUAACCAGCAAUACUUCCCUCACCCUCACGGAGGAUAUGCAACCUUGCCAUCAUCCGACCUCGGUGGUAUUGCGAUGACGAAUUUGUUCCAUCCGAUGAUUACGAUGUUGGGAGAAAUGGUGUAUGCUAGGAUGUUCGGGAGCUCGAACACGAGUAUGUUUGCAUAUCCUAACCAAGCUUCGUACCCUUCUCUAAGGAACAAUAAUCUUAGUAUGAGAAGGCAAGAGAUUCAGGUAGACAAAUCUCUUGGUAGAGUGUCCAUGUUUCUUUUCUGUUGCAUCAUUCUUUGCCUUCUCUUGUUUUGAGAAGUAGUGGAUUUU
Molecule: messenger RNA, 838 nt
Organism: Hibiscus syriacus
Lineage: Eukaryota; Viridiplantae; Streptophyta; Magnoliopsida; Malvales; Malvaceae
Product: E3 ubiquitin-protein ligase RMA3-like
Exons: 2
Coding region: 92-823 (243 amino acids)
Biological process (GO): ubiquitin-dependent protein catabolic process
Cellular component (GO): endoplasmic reticulum
Molecular function (GO): ubiquitin protein ligase activity; metal ion binding; ubiquitin-like protein conjugating enzyme binding
Source: RefSeq, a predicted model, not a curated record